AUGGAAAGUGAGGCUGCUCGUGUAUUUAAAAUCAAAAACGCUUUCCAGUCCGAUGCAGAAACUGACCCCGGGUAAAAAUGAAAAGAUACGCUGUUUUUGCUGUCAGAAGGUAAAUCGCAUUAUUCAAACGGCUGAAACCUCAAUCUAAUAAUACUGUAUUCACCUCAAAAUUUUAUUUUCGAGGAAUGAUGAAACGGGGGGACGAAAAGAGUCAACUUUGGAGCACAUCGUAACGUAUGUGUCGCCCCAGGAGAUAUUCGAGAGCUCUCGGGCGGCGCCUCGUCCUACUACACAUUUAUCACGACACGAAGGAAACGGCUCCCUUCUGAAAGCUGACCCUCCGAUUGACGGCGGCGACCUCUGUCCGUCCGACCGACACCGUUGUAACAUCCGGCCGUGCCGCGAACGCAGAGUGUGUUAUGUGUUUAAGCCAGUGAUAUAUAUGAUAUGUACACCUCAACGCGAAAAUCUACGCGCCUGUCGUUUCGCAAAGUACAAAGUGUCCACUCUUUACCGCGUUUUGUGAUACUUGAAUGAUAAAAAAAAAAUCGAAUAGCUUUUCUAAAAAUAGACCGCGAUGAAUUACUAUGUCAAACAUUCUACCCACUUCAAAUCGAAUAAUAGAGACUAUAAGUCAAUGGUCCAUUAAUCAAAAGCUGAAAUAAAUUAUUUAAAUGGGAUCAAUAUAAAUUGAAAAUUUUUUUCUAAAAAGUUGAAGGUUUCAGUUAAUUUGAUUCAAAUUUGAAAUUUCAACGAACUUUCAAACCCACCCCCCUGAAAAAUGAUAACAAAAGUGAUAACCUCUCCAAAAUAGAAUCAUAAAAAGACAAUUUGACACCUCGGAAAUGCGUCACAAGCUAGAUUAUGGGCUAAAAAAGAAUAAGGAACAGCUAAACACACAAAUCGCGUCGAAAACUUCCAGAGUUGGCAUACCGUUCAAAUAAAAAAUCAGGGGGUUUUUCCUGUCCUUUUUGGGCUUGGAAAACCAAGUAAAAGUGCAUCGAAAUAAAAGUUGGAAUGGGAUACGAAAAAGAACAAUCCAACUAAUCGGUGAACCGUGGCGCGGGGCGUUGUCCAGUUGAUUGACAGUCUAUAGUACAGCCUGCCAAUAUUACUCGAUAGACAUCUAUUUACGUUCAAAGACUGCAAAAGUUCACUGGCAGUGUCGUUCAGAGUGGUUUUUACAGGUUAAAAAGCAUUGAAAAUAAUAUUAACGGCUCAAUAAAAAAAAAUUAAAACUUCAGAAAGCUUCUCAGGAAUUCUACAAUAAGCCGUUGGAUUUUUGGUUCCAAAAAAUGGUAUCAAAAUUUUCUUUUUCCAAUCUAAAAAAGAUAUAUCUUUGAACUUUGACCUGAAGCGUUUUAACUCGAAAAAAUAUUGAACUCUUCUGAGCAGUUUAUCAGAAUUUGGAACUAAAAAUUCUGCUUCGAAGUUCCAAUGAAAUCUGAUCUCCUGAAACUUCCUGCCAUUUCCUGCCAAUAAGAUCUAAAAACAGACGUACCGAAAAUUCAAAAACUAGGACUUCUUAUGUUAUGCCUCUUGAGCCAAAAACUAACAGUAAUUCGCUUUUUCGAUAUUUCUCACGGUAGAGUGAAAAUAGAGUAUUCAAAAAUGCUAUGACGACCUUUUCGUGUAUCUUAUCAACGACAGAGAUCCUGAGGACGUUUUGCUCUAAAAUUUCCUUUCAAACGUGCAAAAAGUGUUCUUCUAACGGCUCAUACAAACCAAGCCGCUCAAACUGAAAAAUAACAAGAGUUCGCCAACUCGAAUUUUUUUUUACAGUGGAGAAAUGUUGUUCCAAUUGUUCAUUCAUAAGAAGAUCUUUGAACCUAUCAAAGUGCGUUUACUUGCCGAAAAGAGACCAAAAAUGAAAACGCCGUGAAAAAUUCUCGGCAGAUCGGUCAAACUAAAAACUAACAGGACAUCGCUUUCUUGAAGUUUCUUUCCAUAGCAAAACUAACAUGGUUCAAAUUACUUCUGUCGAAGACGGCUUCUUAACUAGGCAAAACGAGUUCGCUUGCUGAGAGACCAAAACUAGAGAUAUCAAAAUACCAGACGAAGAGAGGGCAAAUCAAGCCGCGUGAGCAAUUCGAGGAAACGGAACGGCCGGACCGAGGACAACAGCAGCCAAGCAACGGCGUGGUGGGGGCCUCGGCCUCCGCCUCGAUUUGCUUCGGCCAAAACCAAUCGAUGCCUUCCGUCCGUCGGUCCGCUCCUCCGCCGUCGCUGCCGAUGCCGACCCCCAAACACACACUCGUCCCCAACGCGCUCUCGGCGUCCUCUCCAACGCUCGCUCUCACGUACUACAGCCUUUGCGUUCGUCGUGGCGGCCAGCCAACCGCUUUUUUUUCUCGCGAAGAAACGAAGGUCCCAAACAAUAGAAAGUACUUUUUCUGUUUUGUUGACCGAUUAUUGAGGUCUUCGCACUUUGGAUUCCGCGAUGGAGCGCUUGAAGCACGGCUGUGGGAACUAGGCAUGAAAUAG
Messenger RNA from Caenorhabditis auriculariae, 2484 nucleotides. NCBI's taxonomy places the organism in Eukaryota, Metazoa, Nematoda, Chromadorea, Rhabditida, Rhabditidae. The record is from the annotation of a GenBank genome assembly.